Gadus morhua (Atlantic cod) is the source of this 4103-nucleotide messenger RNA. RefSeq names its product TBC1 domain family, member 22B (gene tbc1d22b). NCBI's taxonomy places the organism in Eukaryota, Metazoa, Chordata, Actinopteri, Gadiformes, Gadidae. The transcript is spliced from 14 exons. The coding region runs from base 277 to 1866 and encodes 529 amino acids. Gene Ontology annotation, biological process: activation of GTPase activity. The record is from RefSeq and is a predicted model, not a curated record. Gene Ontology annotation, molecular function: GTPase activator activity.
UUUCUGUGCACCUGUUGAUUGGCAGACUCAUCCGCCAAUCACCUGUUAGACCCGUCAGCCAAUCAUACGGCUGCUUCUGGGUGAUCCAAGAUGGCGGCCUCCAGCGCUCGGUAUCGUACAUCAUCAUAAUUUAACACAAAAACAUUUUUAAAGGACUACAAACUUUGGGGAAGGUAAAAGGGGCCAAGCGGCGGGACGGUAUCGCCGGUUGACCACGGAGACGGACCCCCAUGAGGUAUCGGUCUGGGUAGACUCGGUGUGACGGACUAUUGAAGUAUGGCGACCGAGAACCGAAUCCACUUCUGGAGGAGGAACGUCAAGGUUCCCGGAAGUAUUCAGCCAGUUUAUGGAGCUCAGCAUCCACCCCUCGACCCCCGACUGCGGCGCACGUUCGCCAAAGAAGCUGCCAAGCCAAACUUCAGCAAUCUGAAGUCCAAGAAGCCCUCUAGUUUCCACGAAUUUGCGCGUAGCACCAACGAUGCCUGGGAUAUCGACGAUGAUGAGGAGGACGAAGACUUCCUGGCUGCCCAUCAGACGUCACUGACGCCCGGCCUGCACCCCUCCCCACCUCUCCAGCAGUACCCAGGGCCGUCCCUGCACCAGGCGGACCUCGCUGACCGCCUGACUCCUCUGGGGGCAGCCGGCCUGAACCCCCAGGAGGAGCAGGAGCCUGACUGCGAGGAAGAGGCGCAGCAGGACGAAGGAGAGGAGGAAGAAUGCGGAGAGUUCAAUGGCAGGGUGGGCAAGUCCAGCAGUGAUGCCCACCUCGGCGAUUCCUCAGUUCGAUCCACGCUGCAGAAGCAGAAGUCCCUCCCGAUGAGACCCAUCAUCCCGCUGAUCGCACGCAUCUCGGACCAGAACGCGUCGGGAGCGCCGCCCAUGACGGUGCGAGAGAAGAGUCGGCAGGACAAGUUCCGCCAGCUGCUGGCCAGCCCCAACACCGACCUGGAGGAGCUGCGGAAGAGCAGCUGGUCAGGCAUCCCAAGAGAGGUCCGACCAAUCACCUGGAGGCUUCUCUCUGGCUACCUUCCUGCCAACAUGGAGCGCAGGGAUCUGGUGCUGAAGAGGAAGAGAGACGAGUACUUUGGCUUCAUAGAGCAGUACUACCACUCCAGAACAGACGAGCACUUCAAAGACACAUACAGACAGAUCCACAUCGACAUUCCCAGAACCAACCCUCUGAUCCCCCUGUUCCAGCAGCCGACGGUGCAAGAGGUGUUUGAGCGCAUCCUGUUCAUCUGGGCGAUCCGCCACCCUGCCAGUGGAUACGUCCAGGGGAUCAACGACCUGGUCACACCCUUCUUCGUAGUUUUCCUUUCGGAAUUUGUGGAGGAGGAUGUGGAGAACUUUGAGAUGGCCGGCCUUCCUCUGGAGACGCAGAGGAACAUUGAAGCAGACAGCUUCUGGUGUAUGAGCAAGCUGCUGGAUGGAAUACAGGACAACUACACGUUUGCUCAGCCCGGAAUCCAGAACAAAGUGAAGGACCUGGAGGAACUGGUCAGCAGGAUAGACAUGGACAUCCAUGGUCACCUGAAGAGGUACGAGGUGGAGUACCUGCAGUUUGCGUUCCGCUGGAUGAACAACCUGCUGAUGAGAGAGCUACCGCUGCGCUGCACCAUACGGGUCUGGGACACCUACCAGGCGGAGGCUGAAGGCUUCUCCAACUUCCACUUGUACGUGUGCGCUGCGUUCCUCAUUGAGUGGCGCAAAGAGAUCCUGUCCAUGGUCGACUUUCAGGGGCUUCUCAUGCUACUUCAGAACCUUCCCACAAUCCACUGGGGUAACGAGGAAGUGGGUCUACUUCUCGCUGAAGCUUACAGACUUAAGUAUAUGUUUGCAGAUGCACCAAAUCACUACAAGAGAUAAGCCAGGGGCUUCAAAGUUACCACAAGCAGCAGUUUGAUGGCUUCCCUUUAAAUUAAAUCCACUGUUUGGAAUGGACUUCUUCCAAUGUUUGAAGCACUCCAGGUAAAUUGUGUCUAAUGAAAACUAGGCCAGACAUAUCGACAGGGAAAUAAACAAUGUACAGCAAAUACACUAUACGUGUAAAUUAAGGGCAACUCCUCAAACUUCCGUCAUGGUACUCCGUUGUACAAAAUAUCUAUGUUUGCUAAGUUCAAUGUGUGGGUAUGGAGGGGGGUUCACCAAGGCUCUGUUUAAGUGCUUUAGUCCAUCUCCAGUUUAAGGACAGUUUAAAUUUAUUCCCACAUAUUGAUAAAAGUCUUGUUUGGUGAUGGAACCAAUGGAACUGGUCGAUAUUGUUUGGCAGACUUUCUCAUGGACAGCUCCAGUUUAACUCCUGGUCACAUGGAAUCGUGUUUUACUCAUACCUGAUGAGGUCAUGCAGCAUUGAUUGUUUUUACUUGUUAUAGUAAAAAUAGUGUAAAUAAUAGGUAAUGUUUGUGAGACCAUCCUUUUUAUUAAAAAGAUGGUGUCCAAUGGAGUCGACAGAUUUAUAUUUUCUUCAAAAAUUGUCUCUGUGAUUGUUUUUACAAGGUAAAGGACAAAACACAGGCUGUGUUUAUAUUUUAAUAUCAUACUGGCCGGUUGGGAUGAAAAGGUUCCGAUUCCCAGAGAUCUGGUGGGGCUUUUUUUCCCGGUCAGAAGACUGAUUCUCCAGGCAGUCAACCCUUCAGUCUGUCGGGACUGAAAUGGUCAUAUUGAGCCUAACUCGGAGCCAUGACCUCAUCUUCUUUUCUGAUUUACUUUGCCAUUUAAAGAAAAUAAAAUAUUUGUAUGGAUAUUAAAUAUGGCCACCUUUCUAUAUCUGGCCUUCAUUCUUCUGUUGUAUUUCAGGUUCCCUUGGUGCAGUUUAAGUUACCAAAUAUGUUCUAGCUCUCCUUUGGGCUCUGAUGUUCACUCCAGAAUAGUACGUAGCCUUCCUACAUGCUGAUGCCUUUUCAUAGUGACCUUUUGUAACACACUGUUGUCACUUUGUUGAAGUGAUACUCCAGAGAUGUUCCUCUUUCUGGUGAUGUAGCUACUCCACAUCACUGAUUAGUUCAAACAAAUUAAACAUUUGAUUAAAUAGUUACAAAUAUCAAAUAGUAUCAAAUAUUCUGUUUGAGAAAUGGUUGAAUUUACUACGUUUGCCUUGGUACUAGCUAAUAGUAAGUACAUUUUAAGUUUCCAUUCCAAUAUAACUAGAGUAUGGUAGAGAAAUGAUCUCCUUGAUUAUUAUAAAGAAUGUAAUUAAUUUAACAGGCCGGUAGAGAAUUCUUCUGUAGUGUCACUCAAUCGGUUUGUUUUUUUGUUUCUGGUACCUAUAACUGUGACUGCCUAGUCGUGUGAUCCAGGUUCAUUUGUGUCCAGGAUUAUCGCGAUAAUUUAUGUUCAGUUUUUAUUUUCUUUAUGGAAUGUGAAUACAUGUGAUACUACUUUAGUCAUAACCAGGAUAAUUAUCCUGCACAAUGUGAGGAAGAAGACAAUCAUUAAAUGUGGUACUUAUUUGUGGGUUGUUUUUUCAAACAUAAAUGAACAGCCUUGUAGCAAAUAUGUAACUUGAUGAGAAUGUAGUGAAUACUAAUUAGAAAUGCACAAGAUAUGGUUGGACGAUAAUCCGAGUAGUCAACAGUAUUGAUUUAAUAUUGUGAUGAAACAUACUGCAAUGUUGAAAAUGGUGUUUAUACCACAACAUUGCAGUUGUUUUAAGUAAACUUGAAUGCUUUGCUAUUUGGCAGCUACAAUUACAGCCCUUACGGGGGGGUUUGGCUAAGAGAAGGCAUGUUACAUAAUCCAGAUGUGUCAAUUAAUUUGUUUGUUGCAAAGAGUGCAUUUAAAUUCCCUGAUAUCAAGCAUGCUGUGUAGCAAGGAAGAGCCAAUCAGAUACUGAGGCUACACGUUGAUCUCUCAGAAUUCGCAGGGAUUCAAUCAUUGACCAAAGUAAUGUUGGACGCUUAAUAGAAUGAGAUCGUUUUUUUUCCACACAAAUGAUCAGCAUUGCCUGUUGUCUUUUUUUCUGGUUACAUAAAUGCAUCUAAAUUAAAUGUACAGACUAUGAAGUAUAGUAUUGGUCAUUUAGUGUUCGCUCAUUAUUAUAAAUUGCUUAUUCUGCAAACCUGUUACAUACAUACAUUUUUUUAUUAAAGCUGUCUUUCUCCAGG